Molecule: messenger RNA, 1231 nt
Organism: Nematolebias whitei (Rio pearlfish)
Lineage: Eukaryota; Metazoa; Chordata; Actinopteri; Cyprinodontiformes; Rivulidae
Gene: pheta1
Product: PH domain containing endocytic trafficking adaptor 1
Exons: 3
Coding region: 270-1136 (288 amino acids)
Biological process (GO): endosome organization; retrograde transport, endosome to Golgi; receptor recycling
Cellular component (GO): recycling endosome; early endosome; trans-Golgi network
Source: RefSeq, a predicted model, not a curated record
CACAGCAAGCGCAUCCUUUUCAGUCACGUGAUAGAGGAAAAAAGAAAAAAAAGGAUAAAGAAGUCGAAGUAAAAAAACAAUAAAAAAACGGGAGAUUAUAAAGCAGGGCUGAAAGAGUCGUUGCAUUCGCAGCCAGGUGAGUGAAAACUGGUGUCAACAGUGAUCACAGCUCUGUUUUCUUUGAGGAGGUGGGGGAUCCAGAUGUGCUGGGAGCAGUGGAUGGAUGUCAUCUGUGUCCGAGAUAAACACGUAAACUUGUAGGGGAGAAGAUGAAGCUGAAUGAGCGCAGUGUGGCUCACUAUGCCACCUGUGACACACCGCCGGACAAAACGGGCUUCCUGUUCAAGAAGGGUGAGCGCAACACCGCUUACCACCGGCGCUGGUUCAUCCUGAAGGGCAACAUGCUCUUCUACUUUGAGGAGCGUGACAGCCGAGAGCCUAUCGGAGUCAUCGUUCUUGAAGGGUGCACAGUGGAGCUGUGUGAAUCAGCCGAGGAGUUCGCCUUCGCUAUCAAGUUCGACUUUGCCAAGGCGCGGGUGUACAAGAUGGCGGCUGAGAACCACGCAGCCAUGGAGUCGUGGGUGAAGGCGCUGUCGAGGGCCAGCUUCGACUACAUGAGGCUGGUGGUGAAGGAGCUGGAGAGGCAGCUGGAAGAGAUCCAGGAGGCUGCAGGAGGUCCGCAGGGCAGGCCCAAAUCUACCCGGAGAAAUCAGAUAGCACGGUCCAAGUCUGGAUCAUCUUCUUCCUCGUCAUCUUCAUCUUCCCUAUCAUCAUCAUCAAGUGCCCCUUCAAUGACAGCCAUCUUCUCUGCCCAGAAAAGCCUCCAGGAUGAGGUGCAGUUUUCCUCUGGGAGCUCCAGGGAGAACGGAGUAGCGUGGAGUAAACCACCAGCUGCCUUGGCUAACGGCUCCUCUGAGGGGGUGUCGUCCUGCAUCGCCUGGGAAGGCAACGCUGACUCUGGGAAUGGAACUGGCUGCGGGGCAGAUGGAGUGAGGGCUCCGCCGGUGCCACCGCGUAGGAUCGGAGCGUCGCUGGAGAGCUCGGUCUCCCCUGACACCGGCUACUUCGCCAAACUCCACGACUGGUACGGCAGAGAGGUCGAGGAACUGAGAGCGCAGUGGCUGCAGAGCCAGUAAUCUCUCCUUCCGUUCCUUUCUGAUCAUUCAGCAGUGCUUUCUGAAAACGACCAGACAAAAACUCACGACUGCAAAUCUCAGUCUUACAGUUAAAA